This is a messenger RNA of Hipposideros armiger (great roundleaf bat), 6992 nucleotides long. It is a transcript of the gene PRKG1, whose product is annotated as protein kinase cGMP-dependent 1. Gene Ontology annotation, molecular function: cGMP-dependent protein kinase activity; ATP binding. The record is from RefSeq and is a predicted model, not a curated record. Gene Ontology annotation, biological process: protein phosphorylation. The transcript has 18 exons. Bases 389 to 2530 code for a protein of 713 amino acids. Lineage: Eukaryota; Metazoa; Chordata; Mammalia; Chiroptera; Hipposideridae.
GUGACCCGAACAGACCAACCACUGCCUCGGAGCCUCAUCCACGUCCCCUUCUCCCUGCUUCCCUGCCACCGUGCUGCCUGCUCUUCUCCCCCGCGCGCUGCGGCGCCCACCGUGUGUCAGGUUUAAUCCCGGGUUGGACCUGCUGUUUUGCUCAUCCCUACACUCAGCCUCUCCGUCAGCCCCAAGAAGUGGAAUCUGCCCUGAAACUCUCCGUGGCUGGGGCCGGCGGACUGGGCAUGCUCAGAAGCCAGGGCUGGCUUUGGUCUCAAGUAGGAAGCUUUUGCACUCCGGAGGCAGCGGCGACUUUGGGGAAAGUUGAUCGGAGAGGGGAGGAAGCCCCAAGACGCGGAGCAGCGGCAGGAAGGAGCCCCCGGCAGCCCGGAGGAGCAUGGGCACCCUGCGGGAUUUACAGUACGCGCUCCAGGAGAAGAUCGAGGAGCUCAGGCAGCGGGAUGCUCUCAUCGACGAGCUGGAGCUGGAGUUGGAUCAGAAGGACGAACUGAUCCAGAAGCUGCAGAACGAGCUGGACAAGUACCGCUCGGUGAUCCGGCCCGCCACCCAGCAGGCGCAGAAGCAGAGCGCGAGCACCUUGCAGGGCGAGCCGCGCACCAAGCGGCAGGCGAUCUCCGCCGAGCCCACCGCUUUCGACAUCCAGGAUCUCAGCCAUGUGACCCUGCCCUUCUACCCCAAGAGCCCACAGUCCAAGGAUCUCAUAAAGGAAGCCAUCCUUGACAAUGACUUUAUGAAGAACUUGGAGCUGUCACAGAUCCAGGAGAUUGUGGAUUGUAUGUACCCAGUGGAGUAUGGGAAAGACAGUUGCAUCAUCAAGGAAGGAGAUGUCGGGUCACUGGUGUAUGUCAUGGAAGAUGGUAAGGUUGAAGUCACAAAAGAAGGUGUGAAGCUGUGUACCAUGGGUCCAGGAAAAGUGUUUGGGGAGUUGGCUAUUCUUUACAACUGUACUCGGACAGCGACCGUCAAGACUCUUGUCAACGUGAAGCUCUGGGCUAUUGAUCGACAAUGUUUCCAAACUAUAAUGAUGAGGACAGGACUCAUCAAGCAUACCGAGUAUAUGGAAUUUUUAAAAAGCGUUCCGACAUUCCAGAGCCUUCCUGAAGAGAUCCUCAGUAAACUUGCUGACGUCCUUGAAGAGACCCACUAUGAAAAUGGGGAAUAUAUCAUCAGGCAAGGUGCCAGAGGGGACACCUUCUUUAUCAUCAGUAAAGGAAAGGUAAAUGUCACUCGUGAAGACUCACCAAGCGAAGACCCAGUCUUUCUUAGAACUUUAGGAAAAGGAGAUUGGUUUGGAGAGAAAGCCUUGCAGGGCCAUGAGACACAAAGGAACUGCUUCAGAACAAGAAGCGUCAGUAUUAAACCUUUGCUAUGGAUUAUUCAGAUACUGACAGCGGUUCUGCUUUUGAAUACAGUGAUGAUGAAGACUCCAGUGAGGAAGCUCAGAGAAUAUCAGAGUCACUCUUUCAAGCAUUUGAUUGGAGGUUUGGAUGAUGUUUCUAAUAAAGCAUAUGAGGAUGCAGAAGCUAAAGCAAAAUAUGAAGCCGAAGCUGCUUUCUUCGCCAACCUGAAGCUGUCUGAUUUCAACAUCAUUGACACCCUUGGAGUUGGAGGCUUCGGACGAGUAGAACUGGUCCAGUUGAAAAGUGAAGAAUCCAAAACCUUUGCAAUGAAGAUUCUCAAGAAACGCCACAUUGUGGACACAAGACAACAGGAGCACAUCCGCUCGGAGAAGCAAAUCAUGCAGGGGGCUCAUUCCGACUUCAUAGUGAGACUAUACCGAACAUUUAAGGACAGCAAAUAUUUGUAUAUGUUGAUGGAAGCUUGCCUGGGCGGAGAGCUCUGGACCAUUCUCAGGGAUAGAGGUUCAUUUGAAGAUUCUACAACCAGAUUUUACACAGCGUGUGUGGUAGAAGCUUUUGCCUAUCUGCAUUCCAAAGGAAUCAUUUACAGGGACCUCAAACCAGAAAAUCUCAUCCUAGAUCACCGAGGUUACGCCAAACUGGUUGAUUUUGGCUUUGCAAAGAAAAUAGGAUUUGGAAAGAAAACAUGGACUUUUUGUGGGACUCCAGAGUAUGUAGCCCCAGAGAUCAUCCUGAACAAAGGCCAUGACAUUUCAGCCGACUAUUGGUCACUGGGAAUCCUAAUGUAUGAACUUCUGACUGGCAGCCCACCUUUCUCAGGCCCAGAUCCUAUGAAAACCUAUAACAUCAUAUUGAGGGGGAUUGACAUGAUAGAAUUUCCAAAGAAGAUUGCCAAAAAUGCUGCUAAUUUAAUUAAAAAACUAUGCAGGGAUAAUCCAUCAGAAAGAUUAGGGAAUUUGAAAAACGGAGUGAAAGACAUUCAAAAGCACAAAUGGUUUGAGGGCUUUAACUGGGAAGGCUUAAGAAAAGGCACCUUGACACCUCCUAUAAUACCAAGUGUUGCAUCACCCACAGAUACAAGCAAUUUUGACAGUUUCCCUGAGGACAAUGACGAACCACCACCUGAUGACAACUCAGGAUGGGACAUAGACUUCUAAUGUAUUUCUCUUACCUGCUUCUGCCUUGCUGAAGACAGCUUUUUCUGAGACACAGCUGCCAGCAAACCUGAGGGAAAGAGAGAAGUUUAGUGCUCGGGGUCACCAUGAUGCCUUUGAUCGAUGCUGCUCCAGUAACUACAGUGGCAUUAGGACUCAUCGCUUAGAAGACAAUAGCGCUCUUUACCCGUUUUCUGUUUGAACCUAAAAAUUGCAGUCGACAUGGUGGUCCUGAAGUAAAGCCUUUCACCAGUAAAGAGAUGUUUUCUAUUGUUGCAGUGAUCUCACUUUGCUCUGAUUAUAGUUUGAAAGACUGUAUCUCUUCAAUCUAGUAAAAGCGUCUGUACUUUACUAGAAUUCUCAAGAAGGUCAAAAAAAUAAUAUAUUGGAUACACUAGAUUUCAAUGGUACAAAAACUGAGCUCUUCCCUUUCUUCAAGUGAGGGUCACAGGAUCUAUGACCGCGGGCCGGUGUAUAUACCAUACAAAAGAGGACCACACAUCCGUUGGUCACAGUUCAUGUCAAACCAGUGCUAGAAGUUUCAUGAGUUCAUUUCCCAGCAGCGCUGAUGAUGAGACUGAAUGUUACCUUUCCUUUCUGACAGAUUUAAAAAUUGAUAUGCUAAAAGCACAACUGCUAUGGAUUCUGCUGAGAACUCUCAUAGCAGGUAUAUAUGCGUUUCACAGAGGAUUGGGAAAAAAAAACAUGCAUGGUAUUUGUUUAUUUUAUGAUAAAUUGGCAUGACAGAGUGGAAAAAAGCAAUUCACAACCAUUUCAUAUUUUUUUAAAUAGUGUGCUUAAAGAUGGUCCUGGAAAUAAGUGACUAGCAGCCAAUUGGUUUUUAUUUAUACCGAACACACCCUCAAACUGAGGUUUAAAAUAUUCCUUUUCUAAAAAUGAACCAUUGGGGUCAGGGUGGGGUGGGGUGGAGAGGGAUUAAGACUCAUCCAAAAACAUAAAAAAAUAAAAAUAAAAUACUAUAUAGGUGCUAUGUAUAUCUUUCAUCUGUAAAUGUCAAUGUCUGAACAGACAACACAAAUUCUAAUCAUUACAUGUGUAGCCAGAGACUCGGGCAUUUUCACUAAAUUUCUCAAACCAAACUCCUGUCAGAUUUCACUUAUACAAUAUAGUCUAGAGUUGCGGGAGAAAGGUGAUUAAAAAGCUGUUUGAACUAGCUUCUUGUCUUAGGCCUGAACCAAUAAUAAUAAUAAUCCUAAUCAUAAUCAUAAUGAGAAAGAAAGCACAAAAUCAUUGAGAUUCACCAGUUUACCGGAUGAGAAACCUUACUUAUGUGCGGUCGGGGAAUAAGACAAGAACUCGGCCAGGUACUGGUUACCUUUUCAUGAAUUUGCUGAUAUGAAUCCAUGUGCAUGUGAAAGUGGGAAGGAAGCAGAGAGGAAAACAGGAAUCUGAUUUCUUAAAAAUAAAUUUGAGCUACAUAGAGCAAAACAUUACAAUCCUGAAAUAUCAUACCACCUAGAAAACAGUAGAUUUGAAAAUAUCAAACAUAUUUGCUUUUCACACGGGGAAAAGAAUCACCAACUUUCAUUGAGCCCUUUGUUGGCAGGCUAGUUGACUAUUAUUAGCUGUUAUAGGUAGCAGAACCAUUUGAAAGCUUUUCUUGGACAAAUAGCAUUAUACCUACUUAGACAAAUGCAUAACCUUAUGAGCUGUCAUCCUGAUUUGGAACUGUGUGUGAGUUUGGUACAUGAAAUAGAGGUUUACAUUUUUUCCAGUAGAGAAUUUUUUUUAAAAGUCAAACAAAUGUAGACAUCUCUGCAAAAAAUAUAUAUAUAUAUAUCCACCUAGAUCAUUAUACUGUAUCCAAGAAGGCAUAUAUUAUUAUUUCUGUUUGAAUUUUUCAUACUAAGACUACUUUAGAAUAUAUCUUAUCAAAAUAUAAUAAUCUAAGAAGCAUUUGGAAAACAAAAGUAAUAGGGCAUAUUAUAUAUAGUUAGAAUAAAAUUAAAUUAAAACUUUGAUUCUAAGAUAUUAUUGUUAUUCUUGUGUUAUUGGAGUUUUCCCUUCCUUAUAGUUUUGAGAAAGCAAUCUAUUCCCCAAGAUAUCUGUUUCCUUCCUCAUAUUUUAGAAUAUAAAAUUACACAUCUCACCCUCAAAUCCAGUUAUGAAUACUAUUUCAGAAGUUUUAUAUUGCUUUUAAUUGGGCUUUUAGAAAUAUAUAAUUUCAACAUUAUAGUCAAUAUCCAGUGAUUUUUUUGUUAAAAGAGCGGUUUAGGCAUACUAAAGGUUUGCUAGAAUAUUAAAUUUACCUAGUCAUUAAUUAAAAGAAUCUGCUUCUACAACUUUUCAGAUAUCCCAAUAACCCCAGAGAUUAGCACUUACUAUGGAUUUUGGAACUGUGGUUCAAGUCUAAGACAACCAAUAGGUACAAGUUGUAUGGAGAAGGAAGAAAUAGCACUCAGCACAAUGAACCUGUAGGUCCUUUCUCCCACUUGUUAGUUCAUCUUUGUUAAUUUCACCUGUGGCUUUGCACUGGGACGUGUAAAUCAAUCACCAGAAAAUAAAGGUGAACUAUAUCUCUCAAGAAUUAUUAACAUAAAACAUUCAUUUAAUUUUCAACAUUGAAUUUUAAGGAUUUAAACCUUGUCUCAAUGAAGACACUAGGGCUAAAAUUCAUGAUCAGCUUCAUAAAGUGCGUCUCACUUUACUUCUGAGUUUGUCAUGCCCCCUCUAUUUUCUUACACUAAUGAACAUCUAGAUAAGUUAGAAGAGUGCCAACCUGUUCAAAUUGUUACCUGACUUUCUUGUUAAUACUUCAAGUACAGGGAAUAAUGGCUUUCUGUGUGUCUUAACUCACAGGAAAACUGAAAACUGGUAAGGAAAGGAACGUCAUAAUAUAUGAGGUAGAUUGAAUACAUUAAAAAAAUGAUUUAUGGAAAAUUGCGAUAAAUGAGUUUUAUGUUUGUACCUUCUUUGUUAUUAAUAUAUGAAUCAGAUCCAUGUGGCAUUGUAAACAUUUAUUUUGAUGAUAUUCUUUAUGAGUUGUAAUUUUUUCUUAAAAUUAUGGGAUAUGCAUGUGAACUACACAUGUAUAACAUAUAAAUUCAACUGUUGAGUUUUUCUUGUUUUAUUUCUAAGCAACUGAACUGAUCGUAAACUUAAAUUGAAAGAAGUCAGCUACCAUAUUGAAAAUAAGGGUAUUAGAACUGAUUUCAUACAUUAGAGGUGAUCUGUGCAUUAUCCAUAACAAUGUUUUCUUUCACAAUAGGACCACAGACAAAUAUUUAUGUAAAUAGAUAUUUUUGUGUGAUAUUUUGUGGUACAUAUAACUUUUUUUAGUGUUUCACAGCAUUAUUAUUUCAUUUUAUUUGUAUUGAAUAAUGUUUUUAGGUCCAAGUAGACUUGAAUUAAUGUCAUAAUUGUCAGUAUUAUUGAAAAUUAUGUCCAUACUGUUAUUCAUCUGUCCCAUAGUUUAGAACAUGACCUGGCUAUCUGGCAUUGUUGCAAGUGCCUUAAAUUCAUGGCAUCCUAUUUAAAAAAAAAAAAACAAAUUUGGUGUUAUGCUGCAUGACAAAGACAAACACACCUCAAAAUGUUGUCCUUUCUUAGCUUGCUGCGUUUUACAGUUCUUUCUGCUAACAAUUUAUAAGCCUUUAUUAUAUAAUAUUGAUGAAUUACAGAAAUGAUGAAGUUGUUCUCUUAUUUCUGUUAAAUGUACCAGAGCUGUGUAUCAGUUAAUGAGACACAGCGUCAUUUCUGUGAAAUGUAUAAAUGUAUGUGCAGGUCAAAUUAAUAUAUGACAUACUAUCAGUCUGUACACAGGUAUACCUGUUUUGCUAAGCUGUGCAGAUUCAGUUAAAGUUAGUACAGUCAAGUUAUAUCUCAUUUUAUAGACUCCAUUAAAAGUGGUCCAACGCAAAAGAAAAAUUGGAAAAUAACUGCUAACCAUACCUUGUUGUGAAACCAAUGAUGAAAAUGUACUUUGGUGCACCACUCAACAAAACAGGAUGCUUUCUCUGAGUUAUUGUAUAUGCAAAGAAUUUCUGAGGCAAGAUUUCAACAGACCUAGAAAGCUAAAUACUGACAAUAUGUUGUUAGGCCUCCUCUUUAUCUGCCCCUGCAUCAACAGACAGAGCUCUGGGACUCUGACAAUGACUCAGAGAUUUGGGCUUUCCAAGUGAAGGGACAUUUCUUUAAGCAUCACCUAUCAAAUUUAUUUCAAUGUAUGAUGUUUUUACAACUGGUCAGUUCUUUUGUACUCUUGCAGCUAUGGCUAUUUGAUUGUCCUCUUACAAUUUGUCCUACAUGGAAGAGUUCUUUGUUAGUCAGAAUGCAACAACCGUCAUCAAAUGGUCAUUGACUACUUGCACUCUUUUGAUGUAGAUUAAAAACUUUUUCAUAAACUUAACUUGCUUUGAUUUGCUCUGUAUUUUUCUCGCAGCUGUAAUUGCCGAGUGCCUGUUGUAUACUUUAUAGAGUUGAAAUAAAAAUAAUUACUUUUGAA